Molecule: messenger RNA, 1284 nt
Organism: Diaporthe batatas
Lineage: Eukaryota; Fungi; Ascomycota; Sordariomycetes; Diaporthales; Diaporthaceae
Exons: 2
Coding region: 1-1284 (427 amino acids)
Source: RefSeq, a predicted model, not a curated record
AUGCAAGACUCCAAAAACCUCCUCCUGGGUUUUCCCAGAGAGAUUAGAGACGCCAUCUAUGCCUUCUCGUUUGGUGACUUCCCGUUGCCCCGGAAGGUUGUCUGUUGGCCGUACCCGGAAUAUCUUCAGGGCGUGUCCAGUAUCCCAACACCUCCUGACUACGACCGUCGCAACAAGAUCACGAACACCUCAAUCCUCCGAACCUGCCGCCAGAUCCGCCUCGAAGCUUUCGCUGUGAUGAUCAAGACACACAAGCUCGUCCGAAUCUCUGUGGUUAACGCCCUCCUAAGCCCUCACCUGAUCGGGUCCAUGCUCUACAUCGUGCCCCUGAGCGAGCAGGCCUUUGCCAGCUACCCAGGCUUCAUCAUGACACACAACAUCGAGGGCGAGCAGGACGAGGACUCAGACGGCCCAGCCAGGCGGUGGAGCUUCGCGCUGCCCUCCCGUGACCUCGGCAUGUUCUGCCGGGCCGUGGCCAGCGGGCACGCCUUCUGCCUGAAUGCUCAGUGCCAGAUCCGACACCGGAUCACAAUGCAUGACCCCUUUAACACGACAUGUAGCCCGGACUGGAUGUGCCUCAAGAACCAGACCGAGUACCUCAAGCCGUACAGCGACUGGCUCGGCGGCGCCGCGCACUUCCACAUCACCGGCAAAGUGGACGCCAACCUGGCGGCCUCGCUGACAGCCGAGAUCCAGACCCUCCCAGCCGUCGACAUCACCAAGAUGCUGAACAAAUACACGCGCAUGGACGCCACCGGCCAGCGCCACCUCCUAGGCCGCGGCCUCGCGCGGUUCUCCAGGGCGUGCCUCAAGGCCCUCACGGAGGUCAGCCGGCUCGUAGAGACGGACGCGUGGCUCGAGCGCGGGCCGGGCGGCCGCCCCAACCAGCUCGUCAGGGGCGUGCGGGACAUGUUCAACAUCCUGAGCCGCGAGCACGGCGGGCCGCAGUGGGAGGACACCCAGGAGGACCACACGUGGCACAUGAGCCGCGCGAUCCAGGCCGCCGCCUCGCUGCUCGCCGAGCGGCCGCCGUCCGCCGCGCAAAAGUCCAGCGUCUACUACCGCAACGCCAGGGCCCACAGGCAGUACUCUGGCUCGCCCGAGGCGGCGGAGGCGAUGCUGGGCCUGGCGCUGGAUAUGGUUGCUGGCGAGGGGUUUGAGAACUGGAAGGAGCAGUGUCUUGAGGAGGUGCAUGAGGUCUCACUGUGGAAGGAGGUUCGGAAUGAGUGGCUUCGCAGCCAGGAAACGGGCCUCUCAAGAGCACAGUUGCAGGGGAAAUUCUAA